GGACGUGUACAAUACACCAUCGUGUCCGGUUCUCUUAAACAGCCCUUAAAUGAUGCAGGUGUGGAAAUGCAGGGAGCCAUCUGUUCCUACAUCAGCGAAACUGUAACAAGACGAAGUGAGUGGGAAAGACAGACAAAGGCAGUGAGAGCUAUGCUUCAUAAUGGAGCUGGAACAAGUGGAGGACAAGAGUGUGGCAGUAAUUCGAAGAACCAGAAGAAACUCCAUCAGCUGGUAAAAGAGCCUCCUGAGUUAUCCAGAGCUCAGAUAAAGUCCACAGCUGGUGACAUAUCUUCAAGAGCCAAUCAGUGCAUCAUCACAAAGGACACCAAUGACAAAAACAACAAGCAACAUCAGCAGUCCAUCCUGCAGAGACCAUCAGUUCUCCGCAAAGGCAACCAGACUCUGCCACAUGUCUCAUCCAGCCAGACUAGUAUGGGUGACUGUUCCAAUGAACUCAUGUUUAAGGAAGAAAUGGACAAUAGACUGCCAGUCAACUUGACAUCUUAUGACACAGGCUAUCCCAGCAGAGUCAAUGCUUCUGGACCGGGUCCUGCUCAGAGCACUACAGAGCACCAUACAGAUCUUCCGACAGGCUCUGAAAACUUUUUAUUUAACAAAGGUGUGUGCACCUGGCCAGGCUGCAAGGAAGCAUUUAAGGAAUAUAAUAACUUCCUGAAACAUCUCUAUUCGGAGCAUGGUCCUGGAGACAAAACCUUUGAACAAUGGAGAAUGCAGAAAAAUAUGGUUGAACACAUGGAAAGACAGUUGGUUCUGGAAAAGCAGAGGCUACACUCUAUGUACCUGCAUCUUUUUGAUGCUAGCCCAAGAUUGAAGCAGUCCAGUACUCCUUCAGGAAGCCUGCAGUCCUGUCAGAGUUUGAGCAUUCUACAUGCACAAAACACAGCCUCAUCUGACAUGCUACCUCCAGGAUACUGGCAAAUCCCUGCAACACCAUUCAUACCAGGAAUUGUCCCCAGUAUUGAGUGCUACAAAUACACAAACAUGAGGCCACCAUUUACUUAUGCCUCCAUGAUAAGAUGGGCAAUUCUUGAAUCUACUGAGAAACAGCUUACGCUGAAUGAAAUCUAUCACUGGUUUACACGCAAGUUCUUCUACUUCCGUCAUAACACAGCCACAUGGAAGAAUGCAGUCCGGCACAACCUAAGCCUCCAUAAGUGCUUUGUACGUGUUGAUGGAGGGAAAGGCUCUGUUUGGACAGUGGAUGAAGCAGAAUUUCUGAGGAGGAGAGGGCAAAAAUUACAAAGGGACCAAGACAUGAACUGGGUGGCACACUAUUCCAUGUUUUAUUCUUGAAAUUACAUUCUUUAUUUUUAAGUCACAUCUUGAGACAUUCUGUGCAAUGCCACCAAUACCUCAAAGUGUCUCUUUCAGUGGAUCUAUACGUAAUUACUGAUUUUGAUUGGACUUGUUUCUCUUUGACUUGCCAGUAUGACUAAAUCAUCUGUUAGCUUCUAUGGAGUUUUUAUAGUAGAUUUAUGAUAUUUGAAUUUUUAAUUUAAAUGCAAAAAAAAUCUGAAUUUCUGGGUUCUGUAUUCACCUGCCUUUACCUGCAAAUUAUUCUGAAUGUGAGUCUAAAAAUGUGAAUAAUUCCUAUUAAAUUUUUAAAAGUUCAGUUGCAAAUUCUCUUUAGAAUAAAAUUCAGUUUCAUGUUCAUGUUAUUACUGGCUUUCCGGUAGUAUAAUACAAAUUAAAAUAACUAAUUAUUUCAAAUUAAUUGAAACAAAAAAAAAACCGUACAUUUCAGAUUUGCAUUGUGUGCCAUUUCUAGUGAGAUGACUUUAACUCAAUAGCUUUUUUAGCUGCAGAAAGACAGAUGCUCUACAUAGGCAGAUGCCUAAAAUACUAAAGUACACAAAUUCUUGUGCUAUUUCGUUGUAUUUAAAUGGUCUUGACUGUCCUUUGUUACAAAAUAAAACAUAUUACCUUGACAGUAA
This is a messenger RNA of Tachysurus vachellii, 1955 nucleotides long. RefSeq names its product forkhead box P3a (gene foxp3a). Gene Ontology annotation, cellular component: nucleus. Lineage: Eukaryota; Metazoa; Chordata; Actinopteri; Siluriformes; Bagridae. Gene Ontology annotation, biological process: regulation of transcription by RNA polymerase II. The record is from RefSeq and is a predicted model, not a curated record. The coding region runs from base 67 to 1314 and encodes 415 amino acids. The transcript has 13 exons. Gene Ontology annotation, molecular function: DNA-binding transcription repressor activity, RNA polymerase II-specific; RNA polymerase II cis-regulatory region sequence-specific DNA binding.